GCUCUGAGCAGGAUGCGUCAGCAGUACAUUCACGUUUCCACUGAAGGACAAAACGAGGAGAAAGAGUGCAGCGUCUCUGCUGCCUGCAACCCCAUCACACAGAGCAAAAUAGAGAGAGAGGAGAGUGGGCACUGGGGGUGAAGACUGCUGCUCUCACUGUAGACACACUGUUUAUGUGUGUCUCUCUCCGUUGCGUGUGCUUUUGCUGCCCACCUCCCACUGCAGAGCCGCCACCAACCCACAGCCUCACAGCCAGAGAAGGCGAACUGCCACAACUUACUACCUCAAGUCACGGGAAAAUAAGGAAUACCGCAGGAUCCACGACGGGAGGAGGGAGGAAAAACUACAUCCCCUGCAAGGUAUCUCUUGGAAAUUAGCCAUCCAUCACAUGGCAACAUCCUUCCUGUUUUUUUUUCCUUCUUUCUGACACUGAGAAGGAGAGAGAGAAAGGAAGCCAGACAGGGUGAGAGAGAGAGAGAGAGAGAGGAGAAAGAUUGAGAAAGAGAGAAAGUGCAAGUAGCGAACGAUCGGAGGAAAAGGAGAGAGCUUCACCACUGCUGCGCUGCUGUUGCUGCUGCUCCCCCCAUCAUCCUUCUCCUCCCUACCCCUUGAGCUCCCACAACACCAUCCCCGAGCCCCCUUCCAAAGAAAUUGAUGGAUUAUUGCUAACUGUGCACGCGGCUGUCCGCAGCGGCUACAGCGACAGACGAGAGAGCAGAGUGAGUUAAAAAAGCAAGAUGGAAUGACCGCAGUGUUCAUCUGUUAGCCUUUUUGGAUUCAUCAACGCAUGGCUAAUGAGCUGAACAAAUGUCGCGGUGGUGGACUAUGGCAAACUGAAAAAAAGGCAUAGUAGUCAGUAAAAGUGAAGAUAAAUCUGAGAGGGCUGGGAUUUUUUAUUCUUUUGUUUUCUCUUUUCCUUGGGUUUAAUGUGCAUGCACUUCUACAAUGGAGUCUUGUGAAAAUUGCUCUGUGGUAUUCAGCAUCGCCGUCCAAGGACAAUCAGUGGGGGAGCUGAGAAGAGAUCUGUUCCAAGUGAACUUGAUCCAUGCACCUGCUUAGCUGACUGGGCCCUGGACCCCUCGAAACAGUUUAGCUGAAAACUGCUUCUCUCUGGAAUUAAUAGGGGCCAUUUUGUCAAAUCAGUUCAUGAUCCACUUUUAAUUUUCAUUGAGAAACAACUUAAAAUGUUUCAGUAAUUUUGGUGGGAAACAUGAGCAAAUGGCCUUUGGGCUUUGCUUUACUAUAAAGGAUCAUAUUAAGGACAGCACUGAGCUAAUGAGCACCAUCCUGCACUGUAGAUGGAAAACAGAUGCAGAGCCUUGCUCAAACCAGGGUAGGGCCACUGUUCUCCGUUCCCCAGCCGAAUCCCCAUGCGAUGUUGAAUUAUGAACGCGCCACAUCAUGAGUCUCUUGUGGCAGGUAACUGUGCACCGUGCCUGGAACGCAGCCCUGCUCUGUGCAGUCUACCUCAUGGUGCGAUUGUUGAGUGUGUGUGCCGCCCCCUCCGGACCACUGACCUGUCCUGCCGUUUGCUCCUGUGGUAACCAGUUCGUUAAGGUGGUGUGCACCAGACGCGGCCUGGUCCGAGUGCCCCCAGGUAUCCCUGCCACCACACGACAUUUAAACCUGAUGGAGAACAGCAUAGAGACCAUUGAAGCUGGAAUGUUUCAACAUCUCCUCAACCUGGAGGUGCUUCAGCUGGGUAGAAACUCUAUCCGGGAGAUUGAGGUGGGGGCCUUUAGCGGCCUCAACAGCCUCAACACACUGGAGCUAUUCGACAACCGGUUGACGGUGAUCCCGAGUGGCGCUUUUGAGUACUUGUCUAAACUGCGGGAAUUAUGGCUCAGGAACAACCCCAUAGAAAGCAUACCAUCCUACGCAUUUAACCGCGUUCCCUCUCUCAUGCGUUUGGAUCUGGGAGAGCUUAAGAAGCUGGAGUAUAUUUCUGAGGGUGCUUUCGAGGGAUUAUACAACUUGAAAUACCUAAACCUUGGAAUGUGUAACCUGCGGGAGAUGCCAGCCUUGACCCCUUUAGUGGGGCUGGAGGAGCUGGAGAUGUCGGAGAACUACUUCCCAGAGAUAAAACCUGGAUCCUUCAGGGGUAUGAAAUCACUGAAAAAGCUGUGGAUUAUGAACUCCAGGAUCACCACAAUAGAACGAAAUGCAUUUGAUGAUGUCACAGCCUUGGUUGAGCUAAACCUGGCCCAUAAUAACCUUAGUUCUUUACCUCACGACCUUUUCGCACCCUUGAGUUAUCUGGUGGAGCUUCAUUUGCACCACAACCCUUGGCAUUGUGACUGUGAUGUUGUGUGGUUGGCCUGGUGGCUAAGGGAGUACAUUCCUACCAACUCCACCUGUUGUGGGCGCUGCCACACACCUCCUUACCUACGUGGACGAUACUUGGUGGAGGUGGAUCAGAGCACUUUCCAGUGUUCAGCACCUUUCAUUCUGGAUGCCCCUAGGGAUCUUAAUAUCUCUGCCGAACGAGUAGCUGAACUAAAAUGUCGUACGGCACCCAUGUCAUCGGUACGAUGGCUCUUGCCUAACGGAACGGUUUUGACCCAUGGUUCUAAUCACCCACGGAUAUCAGUGCUCAACGACGGGACGCUAAACUUCUCCAAUGUACUGCCAGCGGAUACAGGUGUGUACACCUGCAUGGUGACCAACAUGGCUGGCAACUCCAAUGCCUCGGCCUACCUGAAUGUGACGGCGGCUGAGCUCAACACUUCCAAUCUGAGUUACUUUACUACGGUGACUGUAGAGGAGGUGGAGCCCACAUCACAGGAAGUGAUCAAGCCAAAGACAGUAACCGCCUCCCCAUCCGUCUUUCAGCCUGUUUUUAUCUCCACACCGACCGUUUUAUUUCAAACCCCCCGACAGGUGUUUGUACCGACCGUACGUGGAACGAUACGCCCACCUGCCAGUCUCGACGAAGUCAUGAAGACAACCAAGAUCAUCAUCGGCUGCUUUGUGGCAGUCACGCUGCUUGCUGCCGUUAUGCUUAUCGCUUUCUACAAGCUGCGAAAACGGCACCAGCAAAGGAGCACGGUGGCAGCUGCUAGGACCAUAGAGGUCAUUCAGAUGGAGGAGAACGUUCCAACCACCCAUGCAGGGACCAGUAUACCAGGUGAAAGUGGAAUGAUGCUGCCUAGCCUGAGAGACCAUAAUAGCACCUACAAACCCAGUUAUAGCUCAUACAGAUCAGCACACUCUGCUCCCUGGGCGGAGAACAACAUUGGUAACUCCCUGAACCAUCCCCGCUCCACAACCAUCAGCACCGUCCCUGAAUCCUACCUUAUCCAAACUCACACAAAGGAGAAGGUGCAGGAAACGCAGAUAUGACAUUCCGACAGCCUUUUCCAUAGAAACCAUGCGAUCGAAUGCACAACAGAACAGACAGCAAUUACUUUUGUACCCAGUGCAAAAAUGAGACUGUUUUUCUUGUACAUGCUUCUACAUAAAUAUAUUAAUAUAAAUAUACAAAUGAAUCCACUAUGGGAUGACAAAAGAAACCGAUUCUAUUAAAGUGAAAAUGAAUUUAAACUAUUUUCUAACUUGUAACUCCUAUUUAAGAUGGGAAAAAGUGACAAUGCCGAGAUGAUAUUGCAAAUGAAGACAGAUUUGUUUGACAAAGGGCAACCUGUGAUUUUUAAACCAUGCUGUAUAGAAUGCAGUAAAGUCCCAUUUAUACAGAUAACUUUCUAAGUAACUGUCCACUGAUUGAUCUUUAAAGGCUUAUCCUCUAAAAGCACCAACAAUUUGUAUCGUGCCAAAUGUUAUACUUGCAAUAAAUCAGACUGGGAUAAGAGAUAGGAGACUAAGCUGUGCAAAACACAGGAUGGAGACCAAGAGAGAAAGGAGCAGCUGGAUUUACAGACGCUGCUGUUCUGCAGCUCCCAGCCAAAAGCUUUUUGGGCUGCGCCAUAGUUUUGCAGCAAAACUGUAUGUUUGAAGUGGAGGCAUUCUGCUUGCUUUUUUUAGGUUGAACUAUUACUCUUGGUUUUAACAAAUGGGUUUCUUUAUCUACGGUAUUUCCAUCAGGUUCAUAAUUUGGGUAUCGAUUGCUUUCCCCAUUACUUUUUGUACUGCUUUAAUUAUGAUUUGACAGGCUUUUAGGGCUAAUUUAGUAAAUGCAUUACAAACAGUUGCCUCCGAUUUGUAGCGCAAGGGCUCAAUUGGACGUUAGUUUGCGAGACGGUUGCGUGACUUGAUGGUUUGCUGCAGGCUCAAGUUAACAUGCUUUCACAAAUUCUUUACUGAGAAAGAGAUUGAAAUUAAUGUGACAAUUAUGGACUUUCCUUUAUGGAGAUCGUUCAAACAGCGAUUUUCAUUUGCCCUUAAAGCAAGACUAUUUUUACGAGGAGUCCACAGAGGU
This is a messenger RNA of Xyrauchen texanus (razorback sucker), 4375 nucleotides long. Its product is annotated as leucine-rich repeat-containing protein 4-like. The coding region runs from base 1402 to 3342 and encodes 646 amino acids. Gene Ontology annotation, molecular function: protein binding. Gene Ontology annotation, biological process: modulation of chemical synaptic transmission; synaptic membrane adhesion; postsynaptic density protein 95 clustering. Gene Ontology annotation, cellular component: postsynaptic density membrane; glutamatergic synapse; plasma membrane. The transcript is spliced from 2 exons. The record is from RefSeq and is a predicted model, not a curated record. Lineage: Eukaryota; Metazoa; Chordata; Actinopteri; Cypriniformes; Catostomidae.